This is a messenger RNA of Dentiscutata heterogama, 201 nucleotides long. NCBI's taxonomy places the organism in Eukaryota, Fungi, Glomeromycota, Glomeromycetes, Diversisporales, Gigasporaceae. The record is from the annotation of a GenBank genome assembly.
GAUGAUAAUUCUACUGCUACACUACAACAAAUCUCAUCACUUGGCUAUUCAACAAUUUCUGCAACAAAUAGUCAAGAAGCAAUUAAUAUAUUUAAAUCGGAACUUGAACAAUUAAAUAGCAUGCGUUCAACUUUAUCAAGUUCAGAUGCAAAUGUGUUAGGUUUCCGAAGAAUUUCUAUGGUUUUGAUAGGAUGUAAUUUG